This is a messenger RNA of Pecten maximus, 3366 nucleotides long. RefSeq lists its product as uncharacterized. The record is from RefSeq and is a predicted model, not a curated record. The transcript is spliced from 13 exons. Bases 417 to 2075 code for a protein of 552 amino acids. NCBI's taxonomy places the organism in Eukaryota, Metazoa, Mollusca, Bivalvia, Pectinida, Pectinidae.
GUCACUAACUGUUACUUAACAUCUCUGUACCGUGACAUAGGUUACACAGUCUACAUAUACCGAGUAUAUAACAUGUAGUUAAAACAAUACGCAGACGAUGGAAUUGAUUUAAUUUAACUGAUUAUCUUCCGUAAUUACGUUGCCAUUUAGAAGUUAUCGUAAGUUGGCGUUUGCUCGAGGACAUGACCAUUCUUCUAUGAACUGAAACAUUGAUGACCUUGCCAGUUUAGACAGGAUGUAUUCUUUAAAGUUAUUAUCAAGUCUUAAUGGACACUGCCAGAUGAUUGCACCAUCAUUACAUCAAGUUUGUCAUAAAGCCAGCAGCUCGCUUCGACAGUCCAUCAAUUUCAAGUGCCAUAACUGUGGUCAUGUGAUCAGAAAUUUCACCAAAACCAGGACUAACUUUUCAUCAUUGAAUGAAAGUGACGGCAAAGACAAAAACUAAAGUGAAAUAUCGUAAAUCAAAGUAUUUUUUAUCGAGUGUAGGAGUAGUUUCUUUAGGUUUUGGAGCUUAUUAUGCAUCUAUCACAGAGCAAAAUAAGCGAAAAGUUCGAGUACUUCUUGGUGGUUGUGUUCGAUUCUUAAGGUCGUUAAAGAUAGGCCUUCUUAUAUCUGCGGACUAUAAAUGGAACCUGUGGAAUCUGGACGAGAUGUCUGAGGAGUAUGAACAGGCCAUUCGUCCUUGUCACAAGCGGGCUGCAGAGAGGAUGCUGUUAGGAUGUCUCCAGAACGGUGGCCUUUAUGUCAAAUUAGGACAGGGCAUGGUGUCCAUGAACCACAUCCUUCCUAGAGAAUACAUAGAUUGUCUGGUCAUUCUACAGGACAAAGCUCUCAGCAGACGGCCUCAUGAGGUUGAAGAGCUGUUUAGGGAAGACUUUGGGACAACUCCUCAAGAGAUGUUUGCCGAGUUUGAGGAAGAACCAAUUGCUGCAGCUAGUCUUGCUCAAGUGCACAGAGCCGUGACAAAGGAUGGCAAAAAAGUGGCAGUCAAGGUCCAGUACAUCGACCUCCAAGACCGUUUCUAUGGUGACAUCAAGACCUGUGAAAUUAUUCUCGAGCUGAUUGGCUGGUUACAUCCGAAGUUUGGUUUUGCCUGGGCACUACAGGAUUUGAAAGGAACACUGGAGUUGGAGCUAGACUUUAUCAAUGAGGGUAAAAAUGGAGAGCGGUGCCUGAAAGAUCUCCAACACUUAAACUAUGUCUAUGUACCGAAGAUUUACUGGGAUAUGACCACCAAAAGAGUAUUAACGGCGGAAUACAUUGAGGGCUGUAAGAUCAGUGACUCUGUAGCUAUCAGGGAUAUGGGACUCUCUCUGAAAGAUGUAAAUCAAAAACUAGUGAAGUGUUUCUCCGAACAGAUUUUCCUUUCUGGGUUUGUGCAUGCUGACCCACAUCCAGGAACAGUCUUUGUACGGAAGGGAAAAGACAACAAGGCAGAACUUGUGUUACUGGACCACGGUCUGUAUGAUAUCCUCACGCCUUCCCAUCGACAGUCCCUAUGCCACUUGUUCAAGGCAAUUGUUAUGCAUAAUGAGGAAAACAUGCAGAAAUAUUCUCUAGAACUCGGGGUGGAAGAUCACAUUAUAUUUGGAGAAAUCCUACUCCAGAGGCCAGUGUUACGCAGAAGUUUCCACCUCCCAAACCGAAUGACUGAUAAAGAUCUAGAACACAUGAGAAUCAUGGCACAAAAGCAAUUUGACAAAAUCAUGGCUGUUCUCAAAGACAUGCCACGGACAAUGCUGCUGCUUGUCAGGAAUAUGAACACUAUACGAGCCAUCUGUAGAGAACACGGACAUGUGGUAGACAGAUACGGAAUCAUGGCCAGGAGUGCUAUCACAGGCUGCCAGAAGACAGGAGAGUUCCACUUGACUCUGUCGGGGAGAGUACGAGCAUGGUGGGAGAGGUGUAUAUACGAUUAUAAUAUACGACUGGAGAAGAUGAAGAUGUGGGCAGGCGUUGUUUUUAUACGGAUCAUGGCCUUCCUAGGUCGCAUGCCUGAUCUGGACAAAAUUCAGAAGAUUGUCAAGGAACAAGAAGAUAAAACCAGGGCCUUCAACAGUGAUGUGUACACAUGACAACCUUGAUCCCAGAGACAAAAAGGAAAUAUGUCCAAUCACUGUGGUCACAAAAUAACAAGGCCCUACAUGAUUGCAAACUGGAUGUGGGCAUGUAGACUAGCCAUGCCCUCAGUAUUGGGAUCUGGAUGUGGGCAAAAAGACUAGCCAUGCCCUCAGUAUUGGGAUCUGGAUGUGGGCAAAAAGACUAGCGAUGCCCUCAAUAUCGGGAUCUGGAUGUGUGCAUGAAGACUAGCGAUGCCCUCCGUGUUGGGAUCUGGAUGUGGGCAAAAAGACUAGCGAUGCCCUCAAUAUCGGGAUCUGGAUGUGUGUAUGAAGACUAGCGAUGCCCUCCGUAUUGAUAUUUGGAUGUGGGUGUAAAGACUAGCGAUUCCCUCGGUAUCGGGAUGUGGGAAUACAAUGUGCCCAAAAUUAAGAUAGAAAUACAAAAAGUAAUUUAUUUGGCAUAUUAGGAGGAUAACAGUACUGUUCAUUAAAGCGUCUAAAGAAAAUCUGAUCCACAAAGAUCCUCUCAAGAUGUUGAUAUGGAUAGACUGACGAGGGAUUUAAGAAUGAUACAUGUACGUAGUACGUUUUCCUUGUGGUGCUUGUGUCAUGGAAUUGUCAUUAAGUCUUCACUAAUUCUUAUUUGUCAGAUAAUGAAUCCUGGGAGGAGUAUUUAUUAAAACAAUAUUCAAAUUUAUUCUGAUUUUAUCUGGGAAUAUUAUUUAACAAGGUAAAAAUCUGGGAACCUGACUGUCAAUUACAUCCACUUUUGUGUAACAUAUGAGAAGUGGUUUUAAAAAGACCUAGUCAUUUCUUUUAUAUGACCUUUGAUGAAACUUUCAAAAUUGAAUUAAAAUAUUUGUAUUCUUUUAAAUGAAAGUAGAUGAACUGGUCAUUCCACAAACAUUCAAAUCUUGUUAUUUGGAUUUCCGAUAACUCAAAGACCCAACGUAAUUUACUUUAAAUAAACGUUCAUUUCCGACGGUAAAAAUUCCAUUUAAAAUAUACUCAUACCUCAAAUACUCGGGAUACCUCAUGUUUUUUUUAUGGCCUCAUAGACUUUUCCAGAUAUCCGGGUUAGACUGAAUUUAAAGUGAAAAGGUCCCCUGGAUAAUAGUUGUUUUAAUUUACCCAAGAACAUUUAUUUAAAUGAAACUUAGACUAGUAUUAUAUAAUACAUAAUUGUAUGUAAUAGGUAACUUCUAUGUGUAGUGAUAUGAUUUUUAUUAUAAAUAAUAUAAUUCAUUUUUACACUUUUCUGUAAUAUUUAUAGAUUUACAAUAAAGUUGUGUCAUUUAUAAGCAAA